Molecule: messenger RNA, 3287 nt
Organism: Equus caballus (horse)
Lineage: Eukaryota; Metazoa; Chordata; Mammalia; Perissodactyla; Equidae
Gene: EZR
Product: ezrin
Biological process (GO): regulation of cell shape; positive regulation of protein localization to early endosome; positive regulation of early endosome to late endosome transport
Cellular component (GO): cytoskeleton; apical part of cell; adherens junction
Molecular function (GO): actin binding; cell adhesion molecule binding
Source: RefSeq, a predicted model, not a curated record
CCAGGCGCACCUCGCGGGUCGGGCGGGGCGGGUAGGGGCGCGGCCCCGGGACCCCGCCCAACCAGGGACUCUCGGGAGCGCGGGCGGCGGGCGCACUGCGCGGACACGCCGACAGCGGGGAGAGCAGCCGUUCUCUGCAGGCGCCGCCGGUCCCGAGAACCGUCUCAGCCGCUGCUGGAGAGUAGUGUUUCCAGGGGAGUGAGGAAAACCCAGCAGGAACCGAAAAUGCCGAAACCAAUCAAUGUCCGGGUCACCACCAUGGAUGCGGAGCUGGAAUUCGCCAUCCAGCCAAACACGACGGGAAAACAGCUGUUUGAUCAGGUGGUUAAGACUAUCGGCCUUCGGGAAGUGUGGUACUUUGGCCUCCAGUAUGUGGAUAAUAAAGGAUUUCCUACCUGGUUGAAACUUGAUAAAAAGGUGUCCGCCCAGGAGGUCAGAAAGGAGAAUCCGCUCCAAUUCAAGUUCAGGGCCAAGUUCUACCCCGAGGAUGUGUCCGAGGAGCUCAUCCAGGACAUCACGCAGAAGCUUUUCUUCCUGCAAGUGAAGGACGGCAUUCUCAGCGAUGAGAUUUACUGCCCCCCUGAGACCGCCGUGCUCCUCGGCUCCUACGCUGUGCAGGCCAAGUUUGGAGACUAUAACAAAGAAACGCACAAGUCUGGGUACCUAGGCUCUGAGCGGCUGAUCCCCCAAAGAGUCAUGGACCAGCACAAGCUGACCCGGGACCAGUGGGAGGACCGAAUCCAGGUGUGGCACGCGGAGCACCGCGGGAUGCUCAAAGAUAAUGCUAUGCUGGAGUAUCUGAAGAUUGCCCAGGACCUGGAAAUGUAUGGAAUCAACUAUUUUGAGAUAAAAAAUAAGAAAGGAACAGACCUUUGGCUUGGAGUCGAUGCCCUUGGACUGAAUAUUUAUGAGAAAGAUGAUAAGUUGACCCCAAAGAUUGGCUUCCCGUGGAGUGAAAUCAGGAACAUCUCUUUCAAUGACAAAAAAUUUGUCAUUAAGCCCAUCGACAAGAAGGCGCCUGACUUCGUGUUCUACGCGCCCCGCCUGCGCAUCAACAAGCGGAUCCUGCAGCUGUGCAUGGGCAACCACGAGCUGUACAUGCGCCGCAGGAAGCCCGACACCAUCGAGGUGCAGCAGAUGAAGGCGCAGGCCCGGGAGGAGAAGCACCAGAAGCAGCUGGAGCGGCAGCAACUGGAAACUGAGAAGAAAAGGAGAGAAACCGUGGAGAGAGAGAAAGAGCAGAUGUUGCGGGAGAAGGAGGAGCUGAUGCUCAGGCUGCAGGACUAUGAAGAGAAGACCAAGAAGGCGGAGAAAGAGCUCUCGGACCAGAUUCAGAGGGCCCUGCAGCUGGAGGAAGAGCGCAAGCGGGCACAAGAGGAGGCCGAACGGCUGGAGGCCGACCGUGUGGCCGCGCUGCGCGCCAAGGAGGAGCUGGAGAGGCAGGCGGUGGACCAGAUGAAGAGCCAGGAGCAGCUGGCUGCGGAGCUCGCCGAGUACACCGCCAAGAUCGCCCUCCUGGAAGAGGCGAGGAGGCGCAAAGAGAGCGAGGUGGAGGAGUGGCAGCACAGGGCCAAAGAGGCGCAGGAUGACCUGGUGAAGACCAAGGAGGAGCUGCACCUGGUGAUGACUGCGCCCCCGCCCCCGCCGCCCCCUGUGUACGAGCCGGUGAGCUACCACGUCCGGGAGAACCCGCAGGAGGAGGGCACCGAGUACUUGGGCUACAGCGCUGAGCUCUCCAGCGAGGGCAUCCUGGGCGACCGCAACGAGGAGAAGCGCAUCACCGAGGCCGAGAAGAACGAGCGUGUGCAGCGGCAGCUGAUGACUCUGACCAGUGAGCUGUCCCAGGCCAGAGACGAGAACAAGAGGACCCACAAUGACAUCAUCCACAACGAGAACAUGAGGCAGGGCCGAGACAAGUACAAGACGCUGCGGCAGAUCCGGCAGGGCAACACCAAGCAGAGGAUCGACGAGUUCGAGGCCCUGUGAGGGCCCCGCCUGGACUGUGGGCAGCCGAGCCUCGCGCCGGGGCUCUGCGCAGGGUCACUGUCGGGCGCUAAAACGUGUCUUUGUAGCUCUCCAAAUCUAGACCCCUCGUCGUAUUCCAGUUCCUUUAAAAAGAGAGUAGUUAUUUCCAUGGGAACGUUCUGGGGCUGGGACCAGAGGAAGCUUCCCUGGGUUGUUUUUCCCAGUUGUAUCAUAGUGCCAAACAGGCCUGAUUUUUAUUAAUAUUGUUAUUAUUAUUGGAUCACUUCCUAUUUUCUGCUCAGAGCAGGACUGAUUGGAUUAAGGAAAGAUGCCUGUCAAGUGUGGAUAACAAACUCCAUGCCGGCAUGUAUGAUACGAGAUUCAGUAUAAUUAAAACCACAUCGUGGCUUAUAUUCUGUGCCAUACUUUUUUCUGGAUUUGAAAUUAGCUCCAAUUGAUUGAUUUGUUCUUGAUUUCUAUGAAGGAUCCAUCUUUGUGUAUUUAUGUAUUUUGAGGGGUGAAAAUUAUUUUGAAAACUGAGUCUGAUGCUCUCUUAACAUACAUGUGCACACACACAAUGAUUUCCUUCUUCCUUCAGUGCAGUUGACAGAAUCCUGGGACUGUCCAGGAUAAACGAUCCAGGAGGAGGACACUCUUGGAUAAACUUCUCUUAUUUUGUUUUUUUUGCCUAACAGUUAGAGGGCUAUGUUGUUGGACUUAUACAUCUAAUGAAUGAUCAGCUAUAGAGCAUAGUAUUUAUAUGUAAGUGAUAAAAUGGGUUUGUAACUUUAGUUUAAAAAAGGGAAAGUUUCGUUCUGUAUAUUUUGUUACCUUUUACAGAAUAAUAAAAGAAUUGCAUAUGAAAAACCAUGUAACCACGGCACUUGAUCUGGUGUGACGUGAGGGCAGGAACGAAGCUGAUUAACUGGUAGAAUCACCUCUGUAAAAAUGCCUUUUUGUACUUUCCAUGUUCUUUGUGCGUGUAAUUGGCUAUGCACAUUCCAGUUUUCUAUCAGAGCUUCUUGUUUGAAAAACACACACACACUAUGUUGAUAAUUCAGACUCCAGCCAUGAAGGGACUCUUGCGACCUGGGUAUCGGCUCUUGUUUCCGCAAGAAGAACCUGUCCGGACCUAUUUCCAUUCGCUCCCACAUCCUUGAAAAGCCGUUAAAAUGUCAGUUCUCACACACCGCCGGUCCUGCUCAUUCAUAUCCUUCCUUCUCGUGUUCUGUUUUGUCCUUUUCCUCUUUGGUCAGGUCGUCCUGUGCAGAGGAACCCUGUGCCGCAGACUUAAGAAAUAAACGAUGUGUAAGGCAAGAUGC